CGGAUCCGAGUCAGAUUCCUCCAGUCCUCUCCGCCAGCAUCCGUCCCCGGUCGGAGGAGGAUGACUCCGCCGCUCUCCGCUCUCUGACGCCCCCGUGAACGAACCGGAAUCUGGAACAGAAACUGGACAGAACCGGACUCCGUCCUCAGGUGAGCCAUGCCGUUGGUGAAGCGGAUCAUUGAGCCCCGGUACCUGUGUCGAGGAGCUCUGCCUGAUGGCGUCGCCAGUGAGCUGGAGUGUGUCACCAACAGCACCCUGGCUGCAGUCAUCAAACAGCUGGGCGGACUCAGUCGUCACGCCGAGGACAUCUUUGGGGAGUUAUUUACGGAGGCCAACAGCUUCUACCUGAGGAUGAGUAGCCUGCAGGAGAGGGUGGAUCUUCUGGCGGUGAAGGUCACACAGCUGGACUCCACCGUAGAGGAAGUGUCCCUGCAGGACAUCAACAUGCGGAAAGCGUUCAGGAGCAGUACCAUCCAGGACCAGCAGGUGGUGUCACGGAGCUCCAUCCUUAACCCAGUACUGGAGAUGUACCAUCGCUGUGACAAACCACCUCCGCUCAACAUACUGACGCCCUACAGGGACGACAAGAAGGACGGCCUGAAGUUCUACACCGACCCGUCGUACUUCUUCCACCUGUGGAAGGAGAAGAUGCUGCAGGCCACCGAGAACAAACGCAAAGAGAAGAGACGACAGAAGGAGCAGAAGAACGUGGAGGAGUCUUCAGGACGGGAGGUGAAGAAGGUGCGUAAGGCUCGUAACAGGCGCCAGGAGUGGAACCUGAUGGCGUACGAUAAAGAGCUCCGCCCGGACGCCAGAGUGACGCCUUCCCCUCACCACAUGUCCGACGGCUCCAUGUCUCCGGACAGGUCAGGGAUGACGGACGACCCCUCCUUACCUCCCACCCCGCACCGCCACGAGGCCCAUGGGCAUGAUGGGAAGGAUCCCGUCUCCGCGGCAACCAGUGGAAGCGGUCAGACUCAGUCUCUGGACCGCGCCCUCCGACCCGCCGCCGCCGCCGCCGCCACGGCUUCCGCUCGACAGCACUCUCUGGGCCGCAACCAGCCGCAACACCACCACCACCACCACCCCCACCACCCCCCGCCACCGCUCAGCUCGGCCAAUCAGAACGGAGCACGCACCAACGCCGCCAAGGACGCCAUUGACCAUCAGAUCCCUCCCGCCCCCCCGCCGCCACCUCCUCUCAUGCCGUCGGGACAGAAGGCGUUCCCCAACAGCUCCACCCACAACGCUGCCGUAGCCACGCCUCCCGGUAACCAAGGUGGCGCCGCUGCCCUCCCUCGCCCAUACAGCCCCUCGCCCCCGCCGCCUCCACCUUCUAACUACACCCCCUCCCCGUCCCGCCCUGGAGCCCUGGCCUCUGCCGCGCCCCCGUUACCCCUGGCAACAGAUGGCAGGAAGCCUCCUGGUGGACCGAACGUGCCGAUGAACGACGCCCGCAGCGACCUGCUGGCCGCCAUCCGCAGAGGGAUCCAGCUGAGAAAGGUUCAGGAGCAGCGGGAGCAGGAGGAGGCCAAGAAACGCGAGCCGACGGGGAACGACGUCGCCACCAUCCUGUCGCGACGCAUCGCCGUGGAGUACAGCGAAUCAGAGGAAGAGUCCGAGCCCGAGGACCAGGACUGGUCUGACUAAAGAAAUAAUUCAUGUUUUCUGGUUUUCUGGUCAGUGUGAUGCAGGUGUGAUCCUGUAGCGCUCCCCCAACCCCCCUCAUGAUGAGACAGUUAUCUCCUUGUGUUGUGCUGAAUUCAUAAGGACCUUAAAUGAGGAGGUUCCUGCUUCUUCUUCUUCUUCUAUGAAUUGUGUUCAGUGACAUUGGUAUUUAUUUACGAUUUGUCGUUUCAAAUAAUUUUUAUUAAUUUUCCAAAACAGAGGUCCAGUUCAGGGCAAUACACAGAUCGAUAUUCAACUCUUAAAGAUGUAGACAUGUCUGACAUUAUUAGGACUAGUUCACGAUGUGUAUUUUUUGAGAAUAAACUGAAAAUUAAAGCCACAAUCAAAUAGUCAGGAGUGCUGCUCGGGUGUAACAAUAUAUUGCCCUUCAGUUUUAGGGAUCUGAGGCAAUUUUGUGCAAUUAAAAAGCCUUUAUUUAAAUGUGGCUGUCACUUAAAAUCACUUAAAAUAACUUAAAAUCACUUAAAAUCGUGCCAACGUGUUCCCGCCCUGGUGGCCUUCUUGGUAACUUGCCUUUACAUGAAUAAACAGAAGCCUUGUAGCUUAGCACACAAGACAACUUCAGUAAACUUACAUUUUAUUAGGAAAUUUCAGGAAGAAAAUAUUGUGUAACUCCACUUAAGAGUAAUGGAUUAUGUGUAGGACUUUGAAUUGGAUUAGGUGAUGUCUAGGAUUUAAUCUGGAGUCCCACUGUUUAUUUACUAUUUAUUUAUGUGCUUAUUUUAAUUAAUCUUUUUUGGGGUUUUUUUUGUGGUUUCUUUAGUUUUUAUUUUGUAUCUGCGACUAGCUGCCCGUUAAACUGUCCAUUGGUUGCCAUAGUAACCGGAGCCAAGCUCAUGUCUUUAAUGGACACGUCCCAUGAUGCCUCUGUUCAUCGGACAGAAGCGUCACUGAUUAAUGUGAAGCGCUGUCGUCAUAGUAACGCUCACCUGGUGACGUCAACGCCCCCUGCCAGGGAUGAUGUCACCAGAGGGGGCGUGUACUUCUUGCUCUGUACCAUCUGUGAUUGGUUGUAGAUAAAGAUUGAUCUGUGAUUGGUUGUGGUUGUUUGCAUGUUGGUGGAAAAAAAAAAACGGAAAUAAGAAAACUUUGA
Mugil cephalus (flathead mullet) is the source of this 2782-nucleotide messenger RNA. RefSeq names its product wiskott-Aldrich syndrome protein family member 3-like. Gene Ontology annotation, biological process: actin cytoskeleton organization; positive regulation of Arp2/3 complex-mediated actin nucleation. The coding region runs from base 157 to 1650 and encodes 497 amino acids. Gene Ontology annotation, molecular function: protein kinase A regulatory subunit binding; Arp2/3 complex binding; actin binding. The transcript is spliced from 11 exons. The record is from RefSeq and is a predicted model, not a curated record. Gene Ontology annotation, cellular component: cytoskeleton. Lineage: Eukaryota; Metazoa; Chordata; Actinopteri; Mugiliformes; Mugilidae.